AUGCCGCCACCGGUGGAGGGCACCCUCUUCUCGUUACCUACCAAGGCAGUGGUUUUGGACCUGAGAAUCAGCACCAUCAGCACCUGCGUUCUUUUAGUGGACGAGCGCUUCUCGGACGGAGCUCCCAUGGGCGGGGCCCUUGGCGGCGAGGCAAAUGCGAGCUUUUAUGCGCAGCUGGCCAGCCACGAGGGCAAUGUGCCGUGGUUUGCAACUUUUGUCAAGGAUAAGGGUCACGUCGAGUUUUAG
Messenger RNA from Grosmannia clavigera kw1407, 246 nucleotides. RefSeq lists its product as uncharacterized. The transcript is spliced from 2 exons. The record is from RefSeq and is a predicted model, not a curated record. Lineage: Eukaryota; Fungi; Ascomycota; Sordariomycetes; Ophiostomatales; Ophiostomataceae. Bases 1 to 246 code for a protein of 81 amino acids.